GGGAGGUUACACUAUAUUUUUUGUAAGUUAUUUGGUAAGUUUUUCCAAGCUGCCAUUAAUACGCAUGUUCAAGUUUUUUUUAUUUCUCAGCUUUAGGGGUCCCUUUCCUUAUUGCUACAAUUAUUACCCUUUGUAAAUCAUAUUUAAUUUGUCAUUAGAAGCCAUAAAAAGUUACAGCAAAACGCUGUCUCUUUGUUCCCUUUCUUUCCUUUAUACUUUAGUACAGUGUAGUGUAAUGAUUAAUAUCCCCCUUAUUAAGGUCAAAUUUUGGAUUCUUCUGCCUCUUGCUCUUCUUUUCUGAGUUGGGUUUUUUGUUUUUUUGGUUUUAAUCAAUUUUGAAGGAAGAAUCUUUGAGGGGUUGACCUAAUUUCUGUGUUUUUUUAAUUUAUUUUUUCUGGGUUGUUUUGGUAAGGUAGGUUAGUUUUGGUUACAGAUUUGGGUUUUGCUUGUUUAAGCAGUUUGUUUUGUGAUUGGAAUGAACUGGGUUUUGCUUCUUUACUCGUUGAUUUGCUCAAAUUUAGGGUGAAUUUACAUUAAAAAUGGGUGAUUUUGUUGAGGUUUAGGGUUGAUUUUGAUGCAGAGUUGCUCAGUAAAGAGGCUACAUUUGAGUUUGUGUUGAAAUUUUUAGGUUUUGGUAAAUUUGAUUUGAAGGGUGCUUAUUUGUGUUCUCUGAAGAAGGGAGCGAGUUACUGUCACUUUGAUUUUUGGACUGCAUUGUGGAAAAAAUGGCUUGUGUGAAGUUGGGAUCUAAGAGUGAUGCAUUUCAGAGAAAAGGGCAGGCAUGGUUCUGCACAACUGGUCUUCCAAGUGAUAUUGUCGUUGAAGUUGGAGAAAUGUCAUUCCAUCUCCACAAGUUUCCUUUACUCUCACGGAGUGGUGUCAUGGAAAGAUUAAUUGCUGAAGCUGUUGAAGGAGAAGAGGGUUCUGUUAUAAGCUUAAGUGAUCUGCCUGGUGGAGCUAAAAUGUUUGAACUUGUUGCAAAGUUCUGUUAUGGAGUGAAACUUGAACUUACAUCCUCAAAUGUUGUAUACUUGCGCUGUGCUGCUGAACAUCUUGAAAUGACUGAAGAGUAUGGAGAAGGUAAUCUGAUUUUUCAAACAGAAACAUUCUUAACUCAAGUGGUCCUUAAAAGUUGGAAAGAGUCUUUGAGAGCUCUCCAAACUUGCGAUGACAUACUUUCCUUUGCUGAUCAACUCAACAUUACAAAGAGAUGUACUGAAGCAUUGGCUGUCAAGGCAAGCACUGACCCCAAUCUAUUUGGCUGGCCUGUUGUGGAGCGUGGUGGCCCAAUGCAAAGUCCUGGUGGCAGUGUUCUGUGGAAUGGCAUUAGCACAGGUGCUAGACCUAAAAAUUCAAGCUCGGAUUGGUGGUAUGAUGACGCAUCAACUUUGAGCUUCCCUCUUUACAAGAGGCUGAUAUCAGUCAUGGAAUCUCGGGGCAUCAAAUCAGAGAUUAUUUCUGGCUCCAUUGCUUAUUAUGCUAAAAGAUAUCUACCUGGACUGAACCGGCGGCAAGGUGAUUCCAGCUCCCGUCUUGGGCCGCCAUCUAUGUCAAGUCCACCGUCUGAAGAAGACCAGAGGUUAUUCGUUGAAGAGAUUGACCAAUUGCUUCCCAUGCAGAAGGGGCUUGUCUCAACCAAGUUCCUUUUUGGCCUCCUUCGUACUGCCAUGAUACUUCGAGCAGACUCAGCUUGCAUAUCAACCUUGGAAAAGAGAGUUGGAAUGCAGCUUGAUCAAGCCAAUUUGGAAGACCUUUUAAUGCCUAACUUUUCUUAUUCAAUGGAAACUCUAUAUAAUGUGGAUUGCGUACAGAGGAUUCUUGAGCAUUUCCUCAUCAUGGAUCAGGCAAAUGGGGAUGCCUCCCCUUGUUCCAUUGAUGAUGGACAAUUGAUAGGCUCACCUUCUUUGACCCCUAUUACAAUGGUUGCUAAAUUGAUUGAUGGGUACCUUGCUGAGGUGGCACCUGAUAUUAAUCUAAAACUUCCUAAAUUUCAAGCCCUUGCUGGAGCUGUUCCGGAGUUUGCAAGGCCCUUGGAUGAUGGCCUUUAUCGUGCUAUUGACAUAUAUCUUAAGUCUCAUCCUUGGUUAUCAGAAGCAGAGAGAGAACAGUUGUGUAGGCUAAUGGAUUGUCAGAAAUUAUCCUUGGAAGCUUGUACCCAUGCCGCCCAGAAUGAGAGGUUGCCUCUAAGAAUAGUAGUACAAGUCCUCUUCUUUGAGCAGCUCCAGCUAAGAAAUUCGAUUGCUGGCUGCUUUUUGGUUUCAGAGAAUCUUGAAGGCUCCAGACAGUUGAGAAGUGGCGUUGUUGGAUCCAAUGAAGGAGGUUGGGCUACCGCAGUGAGAGAGAAUCAGGUAUUGAAAGUUGGAAUGGACAACAUGAGAAUGCGGGUUUCUGAGCUUGAGCAGGAGUGCACAAACAUGAGAAAUGAAAUUGAAAAACUUGGUCGAGGUAAGAGUUCAAGUGCUUGGGGCAAUGUGUCCAAGAAGUUGGGUUUCAGGCUGAAGUCUCAAAUGUGCAGUGCUGAAGAAGGGUCAGUCAGUAACCAAAGUAGCGUUGUAAGUGGAAAAAUUGAAAAGUUGAAGGAAAAGCCAGGGAAGCUCAAAAAGAACUUGUAAUUUUUCUCCUCUUUCUCAUCCUAGCCGCUGCCUCCAUUUCUAUCAAUUCCUUCAUUUAUUUUUGGAAGCCCGAGCAAACUUCACUGCUAACCAUCUUUCUAUCUUGUGAACUGGAGCAGAAUCUCCCAGAUUGUGUAUUAGUGAUUCUACAUUCCUUUCCCAUCUUUACCAGUGACCACGUCUUUGUAAUGAAGUGGACUACAUACAUACAAGCUGUAUUAAUCUCGUUGAGUUACAUGUGCAUUCUCCUUAGGACAUCUAUUGUAAUGAAAAAAAAUAAAAAAAAAUCUGUUUCUGCUAGUUGAUUAAAGCUUGUGAUAUAAUUUUGCUACAUUUUGUGGACGAACAAAGCUUGUAUUUGCAGUUGGUUGCUUGAAGCUGUUAUUUCACAGCUUUUACCCUAUUACUCCA
Messenger RNA from Chenopodium quinoa (quinoa), 3023 nucleotides. RefSeq names its product BTB/POZ domain-containing protein At1g30440-like. Gene Ontology annotation, molecular function: protein binding. The coding region runs from base 726 to 2612 and encodes 628 amino acids. The record is from RefSeq and is a predicted model, not a curated record. The transcript is spliced from 4 exons. NCBI's taxonomy places the organism in Eukaryota, Viridiplantae, Streptophyta, Magnoliopsida, Caryophyllales, Amaranthaceae.